Messenger RNA from Marmota monax (woodchuck), 702 nucleotides. RefSeq names its product small integral membrane protein 18 (gene Smim18). NCBI's taxonomy places the organism in Eukaryota, Metazoa, Chordata, Mammalia, Rodentia, Sciuridae. The record is from RefSeq and is a predicted model, not a curated record. The coding region runs from base 103 to 390 and encodes 95 amino acids. The transcript has 2 exons.
GACUGCAUUACAAACAGACGAUACCAUCGCUUCCAUCGCUUCGACAGCAUCCUUUCAGACAAGAGAUUCAAAAGAGCAAUACAAGAAGUGGAAUCUCUAAGAAUGGCUUCCAGUCACUGGAACGAAACCACCACCUCUGUUUAUCAGUAUCUUGGUUUUCAAGUUCAAAAAAUUUACCCUUUCCAUGAUAAUUGGAACACUGCCUGCUUUGUCAUUCUGCUUUUAUUUAUAUUUACUGUAGUAUCUUUAGUGGUGCUGGCUUUCCUUUAUGAAGUGCUUGACUGCUGCUGCUGUGUAAAAAACAAAACUGUGAAAGACUUGAAAAGUGAACCCAACCCUCUUAGAAGCAUGAUGGACAACAUCAGAAAACGAGAUACUGAAGUGGUCUAGCUCCUAAAGAAGGUGAACAAAACCUUUAAAAGCAGCUUUAGCCUCUCCCGAGAUUAAAGAAAAUUUCCCUGAGGCCAACUUUUACUAUAAAACUGACUCUGACUUUGGGUAAAAGAUUCCUAGAAGUGGAAAACAAGUGAAAUAUGUACUUUUUGUCUAUGUAUUACUCUCAUUAAAUAAAGUAAAACUUCAUAAAUGUGAAUUUACCCAUCUAUUUAAUGUGACACAUCGAAAAAUGAAUAAAUUAUUUCUAGAAUAAAAAAAUUUCUGGAGUUCAACACUAAACAACAAAAGUUAAACUGGAAAACAAAG